GUAACUUUCUAUUGUAGCUCUUGCAUGGGAUGUACUAUGCAAUGGUGAUAUAUCUGUGACAGCAUGACAUCCCAAUAUGAUAAAAUUUGUGAAUGCAAUUUAUACCUGACGCUUUAAAUUUAAUACUGUUUCUUAUUUUCCUUGAUAGAUUUAGUAUAUGAAGAGCAGAAUCUUUGAAUCACAUUUAUGUAAGAAGGCCAGUUGAUGCUAUGUAUCUAAGGCAUUUUCAGCGUCAUUUUCCACUGUUACCAGGAGCUCUAAGCAAUAAACUUUGUGCAACUGUUGCACAUUAUUCUGGAGAUGCUGCUGUGGAAGAUCUUGUCUUGAGCCCAAGCUGUAUUGAACGCUUACAAAGCCUGAACAGGAAAGCUGCAGCAGCCGACCAGGGACGUGCAGCAGCGGACCAGGGUGGUGCAGCAGCAGACCAGGGUGGUGCAGCAGCCGACCAGGGUGGUGCAGCAGCAGACCAGGGUGGUGGUGUCAACAAUGCUCCACCACAGUUCCUCAGGAUAGUGGUGGAAGGAGGUGGCUGUUCAGGCUUCCAAUAUAAGUUUAAUUUGGAGGAUAAGCUGCAACCUGAUGACAGACGUUUUGGUCCCCCAGACGCCAGUGUGGUGACUGAUGAAGUUUCACUGUCGUUCAUCAAAGGAGCCACAGUUGAAUAUCAUACGGAGCUCAUACGGGCAGCCUUCCGUAUUGUCAACAACCCUCAAAGCAAGGCAGGCUGCUCAUGUGGUGCAUCAUUUGCCAUCAAAAUUUAGUAGAAAUAUUUUUUUUGUUGAACUAUGAAAAUCUUCCUAGUUUGCAUCUAAAUUCGUAAAACGGUUUACCAUAAAUUGUGCAAAUAUUAACAAAUGGAAUACAAAUUUAGUAGACGUUUCACAUUGACUUAUGCAAUUUUUCCUAGUUGCCAUCAAAGCUUAGAACUUAUUUAAUACCAAAUAUUGUCAGAAAGUGUGUCACUAUGUUGACAAUAUGACCCAUUAAUAUUUAUGAUCACUAUGUUGACAAUAUGACCCAUUAAUAUUUAUGAUAGCACUUGUGACUGGUUGUGUCUGGAUAGAAUUGACGAAUCUGUCCUGACGCCUCGUCAGUUGUUGUCUUGCCUUGUUCUUAGUUCUUGAUGAUUAUUUAUGAAUUGCUGCAUUUAUCAUGAAUUAUCAUGAGCACUUCCAAUGGUGCGUGCUCUUAAGUCACUAUAAUGGGGGCGCUUUGUAUGGAGAUGUACACUGUUCAUAAAAUUAUGAUAUAAAUUAGAUAAUGGCAAUGUUAAGGCAACGUCUCUAGUACGCGGACGCGGUAUAUGUAUAGCUGCAUGCUUGCUGCUAAUUGAUCUGAUCUCUUCCAAUUAUCAUUACGAUUGUCAUGGUUGGAUAAAUGAUUAGUUGGUGAGUAAAACUUAUGUUCAAUAACUAAUUCAUAUAAUGUUCACUAACUAAUGCAUAUAAAAAUGAAGCCGCAAAGUUUGAGCUAAAUUAUUACACGCUCAAUAUGUUAGAGUGUCAGUUGACAUGUUCUCAUAGGAUAUUUGUGGGCAUUUUUUAUUGUAUUAUCAGACCAUUUGUCUUGGUACAGUCGCUGUUUCUGUUCAUUUGUUGGUUAAAUGUUGUCAAUUUAUACUCAUGCGCUUUUUCUGCUCUAUUCGUUGAGAAUCUUUAAAUAAAUGAAUAUGCUAUAUUAGCCACAUGAAUAUGCUAAAUAUUAGAUAAAUAAAUAUGAUAUGUAUUAGCCAAAUAAAUAUGCUAUAUAAUAGCCAAAUGAAUAUGCUAUAUAUUAGCCAAAUUCCGGGAAAUUUUUCACAGUGAAACACAGGCAAUGAAACCUGCCCCCAUUCACUGCAUGCUUAGUUAGUUUCAUUGUUGGAUUAUCUUGCAGUUGAAUAUUGUUACUAUGUUUAUAUGAGCCUGCUGAAAGGGCAGCGUAUGAACUGUAUUAUACAGUUCUGUAUUGUAUAAAUGUAUUCCCAAAACUUCAUGCUGCUGUGAGAAAUGUAUAAUUGUUAAUGCGUGUAUAUUGAAUAAAUCUAUCUGAAAUA
Molecule: messenger RNA, 2035 nt
Organism: Hyalella azteca
Lineage: Eukaryota; Metazoa; Arthropoda; Malacostraca; Amphipoda; Hyalellidae
Product: iron-sulfur cluster insertion protein ErpA
Exons: 2
Coding region: 210-761 (183 amino acids)
Biological process (GO): iron-sulfur cluster assembly
Cellular component (GO): mitochondrion
Molecular function (GO): iron ion binding; 2 iron, 2 sulfur cluster binding; 4 iron, 4 sulfur cluster binding
Source: RefSeq, a predicted model, not a curated record